Molecule: messenger RNA, 2013 nt
Organism: Talaromyces proteolyticus
Lineage: Eukaryota; Fungi; Ascomycota; Eurotiomycetes; Eurotiales; Trichocomaceae
Product: fungal-specific transcription factor domain-containing protein
Exons: 7
Coding region: 66-1970 (634 amino acids)
Biological process (GO): DNA-templated transcription; regulation of DNA-templated transcription
Molecular function (GO): DNA-binding transcription factor activity, RNA polymerase II-specific; zinc ion binding; DNA binding
Source: RefSeq, a predicted model, not a curated record
CUUAAUCCAACCUGCUUCGUCUCUUGACUUCACCUGGUCUGUCUGUACCGGUGUGCCCGACAGAUAUGGCGUCGCGUCCCGGUCCCGGUCCACGAGACCGUCUAGGCUCUGUUUCUUCAACAGCGACCGCGCGAAAGAGACAUCGUCGUUCCGGCUAUAUUUUGACCUGUGCUAAUUGUCGGAGGCGAAAGACCCGUUGUGAUGGCGGCCAGCCAUCCUGCUUAAUAUGCCAAGCUUAUCACGAUGAAUGCUGCUACGACAAGGCCCCACCAAUGUCACAGAUCACUUGGAUGGCCAAACGCCUGCAGGAGCUGGAAUUGAUGGUGACCGAUUCGCGUUCUGCAAUAGACAGUGCAGAAACACCUGCCACUAAGCUAGCUCCAUCGCCAGUUAGCCCAGAAUCAACUGCGAAUUCUAUCGAGGUGCACGGUCCAGCUCCGGAGCUGCCAGACUUGAAUGUAGAUGCAAACGGCCGGUUUAUUUAUUAUGGUUCAACAUCAGCUUUGGAACAACCCUUCUCCGAAGCAGAUGCCGACCACUCAUCGGAGUACGAGAAAUGUGAAGCGCGAACAAAUUUAGUCACAAGUGCUCUACAUUCCAGAAAUUUGGAAGAGAUCGCUCUAGGAAACGCCGCUUUGCGAGUUGAUAUUCCGAGGGAAUUCGUCGACCAGCUACUUCAUACACACUGGGCUUGGAUCCAUCCGGUAUUCAUGUUUGUAUACCGGCCCGCUUUCAUGCGUGACAUGGGCUCUGGUGGAAAAUACUUUUCUAAACUCUUAUUGAGCGUGAUGUGCUGUCAUUCUACUCGCUUCACGAAGAAAGAAUUGGCAUCACAGCUAUUAAUGCGGGUGCAUCUUCUCAUGGGCGAGGAUAUCCAAGACAACAUUUCGAUUCCUACGGUUCAAGCAUUGCUGCAACUAAGUGCUCGACAAGUUGGCCAAGGCGCUGUAUCCCAAGGAUGGCUAUACAGCGGCAUAGCAUUCAGAAUGGCCAUCGACUUGAGUCUAUUUAAUAAAAGCGAUCCGACGACUUGCAGUGCGGAAGACCGAGAGAUACGCAAACGAUUGGCAUGGUCAUGCUUUUGCUGGGACAAGGCAGUAAGCUUGUAUCUAGGACGGAUGCCUGCACUGCGAGAGCCGCCUAUGGUCGAUCUGACGCUGCUUGAUGAUUUUGCAGAACAUGAAACAUGGCAGCCUUACUAUGGUGCCGACGGCGACGGUUCCAAGACAUACCCCGAAACGCCAUGUUACACGGUCUCUUGUUUCAUUAGUCAAUGUAGACUUUGCGUGAUCAUAAAUGACAUAAUCUUGGGUCUUUAUUCGGGAAAGAGGCUUGAGAGUGUCGGCACAUUUGUGCGGAAUAUGCGCCAUAAGCUGGAUUUUUGGUGGGCAACUCUUCCGGCCCAUCUUCGAAUUGAAACUAGCAGUCUACCGGCUGUUUUGCCUCCGCCUCACAUUAUUUCGCUCAACAUGCUAUAUUACACAAGCGUGAUACUUCUGCAUCGCCCAUUUCGGAGCGUACCUGACUGCCGGAGUAAUUGCCGACAGGCUUCUCAGGCUGUUGAGUCCAUUAUUGUGGGAUAUGGCAAUACUUUCGGGUUUAACCGGAUCCCUUAUUUGAUGUCGUACUGUAUCUAUACGGCCGCCACAAUCGUCAUGGAAGACUUGAAGGACGGGUUUUCGGGAGACCGUGAGCGUAUAGAGCUUUUCCUCGAGGCGUUAGAGUGUGCUAAAGUGUCAUGUCCGGGCAUCCAGCGGAGUAUCGAUAUUAUCCGGCGCAACUUGGCUCCGAGUAUGACUGCAUCCAGCCAGCAAGUACUGAUGCCGAAUUAUAUUAGCAAUACCCCUGCUGUGGACCCCUCGAUUCCAACCUUCCCUUUCAUUUCCGUUGAUGGAAUUUCUGCGGGAGAUUAUGGCAUGCUGUCGUCGCAUCAGCCAUACCUGGCAACCUUCAGUUCAUUCACCGAGUAAACUCCAACUUGGAAAUCAUCUUUUGCGCCAAAAAUUUCAGCUA